Xenopus laevis (African clawed frog) is the source of this 1643-nucleotide messenger RNA. RefSeq names its product acidic nuclear phosphoprotein 32 family member C L homeolog (gene anp32c.L). Lineage: Eukaryota; Metazoa; Chordata; Amphibia; Anura; Pipidae. Gene Ontology annotation, molecular function: histone binding. Gene Ontology annotation, biological process: regulation of apoptotic process. Gene Ontology annotation, cellular component: nucleus. The record is from RefSeq and is marked provisional.
UUUUUUUCUAUCCUUAGAUCUCUUUGGGGGUCUUUACUGUGUCCCUUUAACUUUUUUCUUCCCCUCACAACAUGGACAUGAAAAAGAGAUUGAUGCUGGAGCUCAGGAAUCGGAAAGCGGCUGACGCUAAAGAAUUGGUUCUAGAUAACUGCCGUUCAGACGAUGGCAAAAUUAUUGGACUGACCUCAGAGUUUGAAAGCCUGGAGUUUCUCAGCAUGAUAAAUGUCAACUUAUUAUCUGUAGCUAACUUGCCAAAGCUCCCCAAGUUGAAAAAGCUGGAACUCAGUGACAAUCGAAUCUCUGGAGGAUUAGAGGUACUGGCAGAACGGACCCCAAAUUUGACACACCUGAACCUCAGUGGGAACAAGAUAAAAGAGAUAAAUACCCUAGAGCCACUUAAGAAACUACCUCAUCUCAUGAGUCUGGACCUCUUUAACUGUGAGGUGACCAUGCUAAACAACUACAGGGAGAGUGUUUUUGAACUUCUCCCUAAGCUUACCUUUUUAGAUGGUUUUGAUGCAGAUGACCAGGAGGCUCCAGAUUCUGAUCCAGAGGCUGAAGAUUUAGAGGAAAAUGGAGAGGAUGGUGAGGAGGAUGAAGAAGAUGAUGAAGAAGAAGAAUUUGAAGAUGAGCUUGAUGAUGAGGAUGAAGAUGAGGAAGGUGAAGAGGAGGAGGAUGGAGAGGAAGAGGAUGAAGAUGAUGAGGAUGUACCCCAGGGUGAAAAGAGGAAAAGGGACUUGAGUGAUGAAGGUGAAGAAGAAGAAGAAGAAGAAGACGAUGAGGAUGAUGAAUAAGACCCAAAAACUACUGGAUCUCUCUUAUGGACUGUGUGGGGUGGCCACCAGUGUACAUAUGUACCUUUGGCUGUGUCAGCCUGUGGGUUACUGUGCAUACCGCUGUUAGUUGCCCUGUUUAUAUAUAUAUAUUUUUUUUCUUGUGUGUAGAUGUUCUAAGGUUGCGAUAUGAGAUGUAAUUUCUGUGCUGGUCUGAGUGAUGUUUCUUUUGUUUGGCGCUUUAUUUAAAAAAAAGAUGGCCGUCUGGGGCUAUUUGCGAAUUCGGACUCCAGGUUUGUGGUUUUUGUUUUAAACCGUGGAAUUUUCUGUGAAAGUUCUUUGGUUCCUCUGAUCUGUGAAUGGUGCAUGGGUGUAUAGGUUUGAGUGAUUCCAAAGACAAGUCCUCCCUCCCACUCCUACAUCGCCAUGUUGAUUUAGUAUGCCUUAAUAGUGUCCUGUUGUAUUUACCAGUCAUGUAACUACAUGAAUUAUGCGUAUGUUGGCAAUAAGUAGUGCUGAUGACCAAAUUUGCAGGACCUGUCAAACUUAUAUUUUGUUCCCACACUGAUGCUUAUUCCCCCCCCCGUGCUUGCUGUUUACAUGUAUAUAAUUGCAAAACAGAUGCAUAUGACCUGAAUCCAGUAGAAACUACAAGUUUGCUAACUUUUCCUUUAACUUGCCACACCAAAUGCUUAAUGCUGCAAAUAUGGUUGUUGUCUUGGGGGUGAGGAGGGGCUUCUUCUGGCUAAACAACAAAAAGGAAACCCUUUAUGACCCAUUAAAAUCAUCUCCCACAAUUUGUUUUGUAUUUAGUUGUUGCAUAACUUGAAAAAGCCUUUUAAUAAAAUAUUUUGGGAUUUUUAUAUAUGG